Messenger RNA from Syngnathus acus (greater pipefish), 1841 nucleotides. Its product is annotated as CKLF-like MARVEL transmembrane domain-containing protein 3. The transcript has 5 exons. Gene Ontology annotation, cellular component: membrane. The record is from RefSeq and is a predicted model, not a curated record. Lineage: Eukaryota; Metazoa; Chordata; Actinopteri; Syngnathiformes; Syngnathidae. The coding region runs from base 245 to 895 and encodes 216 amino acids.
CACUUUUUUUCAGCAAGCCCAAAAGUGAGAAGUGAAACCAGACUCCUAGGAAAGAAUGAAAAAGGAAUGAAAAUAGAAUGGACAGAAAGAAACCAGCAAUCACACAUCACUUUUUUUUUUUAAUCAUUUUAUAUAUCUCAAAAGCUUAUGUUCUGAGUUAUAUGAUAGUAGAGAGUUGCGUGCGCGCGCGCGCGUGCGAGUUUUGGAGGGUUGUCCUCCACUAGCUUCACAUCUGGCCAAACAGAUGUUGCUAGCCGUUGUGCUUCCGCGCUGUCAUUGUUUCCGCUUCCACCUCAGAGGAGCCUCGUUCAAUCUCUCUCUUUCUCCCUCACUACUUUGCCCUUUUUGCCUCUUUCACUUUUGUCUUGCGGCCGCAGCCAUGGGAGACCUGGAAGCUCCCGAGUCGAGGCAGCCGAGCCGCAGCGUGCUGCAGUCGGUCCUCCCCAGCAGAGAGUUCGCCUCCUCCAGGAAAGGAAUGUUGCUCAUCGCUGAAGUGGCGCUGUCCUUUGUGGAUUUUGUUUGCUUCGCCGCGUCCACGGCGGCCGCCUUCGUGACGGUGCCGCUGCUGGAGUUCCUGGCCGCUCUCUUCCUGCUCUUCGCCUACUCCACCAAAUUCAACCAGAGGUUUAAAGGCUUCCUGUGGCCUCUGAUGGAUUUUAUGAGAUGCGUGACUGCUGCCAUCAUCUAUUUCAUCAUUUCCAUCAUCGCCGUGUCCAAAUAUACGGACGGUUCCUCCAAAGCUGCCGGGGUUUUUGGCUUCAUCGCUACCAUUGCCUUCGCUUUAGAUUUUUAUCUCAUUUUUAACGAGCUGGCCAAUUUCCUGAAGCAAGGCGGAGAAACCACAGAGGAGCCUUCCAAACGGCAAGAUGAAUGUUCAGACUCCGACUCGGACUGAGAUUGCCCACCAUUUGGAGUCCUCGAGCCCAGGAGACACGGCCACAGCUCCGCAGCUCUCCGUGGAACAUUUCGGCCAAAUUGAGCUCCAAACGUGAAAACGCCGUCUGUUGUUUUGGAGUCUCGUGCCAAAUGAAGUUUUGAGCAUGUGAAGCGUUGACAGAUCUAUGAAGACAUUUUAUUUGUUCAUCUUUUUCAAUAUUGUGUAAGAAUUUGUUGAAAAGAAACACUACUCUGUUUGUCUAAAUGUAACAAAUGAAUACUCCUUAACGAAGAAGAUGGGGUCAACGAAGAAGCUGAAGUGAAAAUCAGAGUUCAACCCCCAAACUCAUAAUACAUACAUUCAUUCAUUUAUACAUUCAUACAUUCCUACAUACAUACAUACAAACUCCACUAACCCUCGAGACGUGAUGUAGGUUGGCUGGUUUCAACCAUUGUACAUUUCUGCUUCAUUGUGUGUGUUUUGUAUUUGUUGACUUCACUGCUGCUGUUGGUGUCCCUUUUCCUGGUUGUUCUAUGUUGUUGUUCCUGUCACCAUCAAAUGUGUGUGAAUGGGAAUGAAUCAUUGCCAGUGCCUUAUGUUGCUCUGUUUUAUCAUUUUUUAUCUGUAUUUAGUUGUGUUUUGUUUGUAUGUCCUCCCUUCUACUUCCACCAUUGAGGAAUAAGAGGUGCAAACAAAGCCACAGUGAAUAUGUUCAUAACACCACAUCUGUAAUCUAUAAUAAUUGAUAAGUGAUCUAUACAUUGGGUUAAUGAACACAAUUUGUCAUUUGUCUCCGCGGGCACCGGUACGAAUCUCGAAUCGGGUGGAAAGCGGCACAUACCGUCGUUCUUAUGAUGUUUUUAUGAUGUUCGCGUUACUGUGGAUCGAUCAGGCAAUCUUUUUGCCCGCUUUGUCACACACACAUCUACUCAAUGUAUAACAAUAAAGUCACUGGAUUUUAUUU